Diaporthe batatas is the source of this 939-nucleotide messenger RNA. RefSeq lists its product as uncharacterized. Gene Ontology annotation, biological process: proteolysis. Bases 1 to 939 code for a protein of 312 amino acids. Gene Ontology annotation, molecular function: glutamic-type endopeptidase activity. The transcript has a single exon. The record is from RefSeq and is a predicted model, not a curated record. NCBI's taxonomy places the organism in Eukaryota, Fungi, Ascomycota, Sordariomycetes, Diaporthales, Diaporthaceae.
AUGGGUUGCCUGAGAUACCUCUGGGCAGGUGCCACACUACUGGUGCUCACUGCAUUCCUCUUUUAUGAUCUUGUUGGCCAAUUCCAGCUCGGCCGCCGCCCAGGCCGGCAGUGCCCGACAGACACUCCCACCAAUGCCGGGGCGUGGCCCGGCGUGCCGUUCGGGUUGAAACAUGAACUGACUCCCACCGGAGCCGCCGUAACACCUACACAUGGACAUCAUGAACAUACCGCCGUCGAGGUCGCCCCCGCGCCCACACCAAAGCAAAUCAAGAUCCACCCGAGUCGCAACUGGGCCGGCGCCAUGAACUCCGACCCUCCAUCUGGGCGCUUCGCGGCCGCCAAGAUGAGGUUCACCCUGCCCGGGCUUCUCCGGGCCGACGUCGUCCAGCCGGCCGCGGACUACUACGCGGCCAACGCCUGGGUGGGAAUCGACGGGUGGUCUCACCAGACGGCGAUCCUGCAGGCAGGCGUCGUCAUGCAGGUGAACAAGACCGUCUCGGACGAGCUCGUCUUCAAGCCGUGGUUCGAGUGGUGGCCAGAGCCGGCCGUCUUCUUCGACAUACCGAUGGGGCCCGGCGACGAUAUCAAAAUAGAGGUCGUCAUGUUCAACGCGACCUCGGGCAAGGUCCUCCUGGAGAACAAUUCCCGGGGCGAGUGGGUGAUACGCAAGCUGAUGUCGCCCCACCCGGACGUCCCGCUCGCGGGGAAGACGGUCGAGUGGAUCUUGGAGGACUUCAAGCUCGCCCGAGGGCCGAAUGUGCCCCUUGGCGACUUCGGGACCCUGGAGUUAAGGGACUGCGUGGCAUACACGAGCGCGGACGAGAAGGUCGGCCCUGACCCAAGCCAGCCUUUCUGGAUCCGGCAGGACAAUGUUACACGGGCGAGGUCUGCGGUAAAUGGGAGCUCUGUCACCAUAGAGUACAAUCGCAGUCUCUGA